Messenger RNA from Hibiscus syriacus, 772 nucleotides. RefSeq names its product coiled-coil domain-containing protein 90B, mitochondrial-like. The coding region runs from base 16 to 765 and encodes 249 amino acids. Gene Ontology annotation, cellular component: mitochondrion. NCBI's taxonomy places the organism in Eukaryota, Viridiplantae, Streptophyta, Magnoliopsida, Malvales, Malvaceae. The record is from RefSeq and is a predicted model, not a curated record. The transcript is spliced from 7 exons.
CCAAUUUCCAAUUCAAUGGCCGCGUUGGCUGCUUGUAAACGCUUGAGUAAAACCGGAACCAAUUCGUGGAUGACUAGCGGAGUUAGAAGAUUUAAGGGAGGGGUUCCCCCUCUCGAUACGUCAAUGUUUCUUCCCUCGGCAAUUCGAUUCUCAACUUCUCCUUCUCCAUUCUCACAAUGCAGACAUGUUUCUCAGCAGCUAGUGAAAUCAAAUGGAAAGAGACUGUUUCUCGUAGACACGUUAGCUUUGGUUAGGAGAUUCGAGGCGGAAGGUCUGCCUUCGAAGCAAGCUGAGGCCAUAACAACUGCCAUAACUGAAGUUUUGAAUGGCAGCUUGGAAAAUCUCUCUCUUUCGGUUGUUUCCAGGACUGACAUGCAAAAAAGUAAUAUGAUUCAAGAAUCCAAUCUUUCGAAGCUGAAAUCAGAAGUUCAAAGUUCUCAGGAGCACCAUUAUUCAUUGCUGCAACACGAGAAUGAGAAGCUUCGGCAUGACAUAGAGAAGAUGCGCAGUGAACUAAGACAUGAAAUUGACAAAGUCACAGCGGAGCAUCGACUGGAUUUGAAUCUUGAAAGAGGGAGAAUAAGGGAUGAGCUUACAAAUCAGAGUGCUGUAACAUCUAACCUCACUAACACACUUGACCGGGAAAUUCAUACAUUAAAGGCUCAUCUGGAAGGUGCAAAAUAUGACUUGAUAAAAUACUGCAUAGGUACACUCGUUUCCAUAUCCACGGUCGGUCUUGCCAUGGUCCGUAUACUAAUGCAGUGACAGAAUA